Molecule: messenger RNA, 2370 nt
Organism: Thlaspi arvense
Lineage: Eukaryota; Viridiplantae; Streptophyta; Magnoliopsida; Brassicales; Brassicaceae
Source: the annotation of a GenBank genome assembly
AUGAGGUGCUACAACAAUUACUCCUUCACGGUUCUUCUCUCUCUUCUGCUUACGCCCAUCUUUAUUUCAAAAGUUGUCGCAAAGUGUCAAACCGAAUGUGGAAAUAGAAAGAUCCCGUACCCCUUUGGAAUAAGAAAUGGUUGCUAUCUCGACGACUGGUACGAAAUCGAAUGCAGAAACGCUACCUCUCCGUUCCUAGUCAAGAUGGGCAUGGAAGUCGUGGAUAUCUUUCUUCCAGGUGACGGAGAGUAUUUUUAUAGUUCGACGUCAUUCGGGUCAAUCCGUAUCAAAAGCCCAAUAACAUCCGUUGGAUGUUCCAGAGAAGGAAAAGAGUUUGGAUCGGUUUUGAAUUUGACGGAUAGCCCUUUCUUUCUUGGGAGUGGAAACAGUCUCGUAGCGGUUGGUUGCAACAGCAAGGCGUUGCUGACUAAUAUGGAACCCAUCAUGGUGGGAUGCGAGUUGAAUUGCAAUGCAAGCAAAGAGACGUUACCUAGCGAGAGCAUCCCAUUUUUCGACAAAACCGGAUGUUCUAACAACAUGCUGCCUUAUACUUACAAACCGGUUUGUACAAAGAACAGAGGGGAAGACGAAAGAAGCUGCGAUGGUAACGGAUGCUGCCGUGCUAGUCUAUCCGAUGAGGCUGAGGCUCACCAGGUGGUCGGUGUUAGGAUAGAGAGCUCUGACGAUCAUGGAAACUCGAGUAGCCGAGAAUGCAGAGUCGCUUUCUUAACCGAUGAAGUCUACACGUUAUCGAAUGCAACCAAUCCACAAAGCUUUUACGCUAAAGGGUAUGCUACUGUUAGGUUAGGAUGGGUCAUUCAGACGAAGAAUCUUUUCUUCCUAAACUCCUUGAGCUGCAAAAACCCAGUAGAGUACCAUAUUUUAGCAUAUGAUAUUCAAUCCAGAACAAGUUGCUUAUGCAACAAUAUCACCAUUUCUGGGACCAAUUAUGCAAACUGUGGAUGCAACCAAGGUUACACAGGCAACCCAUACCUCUUCAACGGAUGCAAAGAUGUUAAUGAGUGCCUACACUAUCCUGAUGGCAGUCGCCAGUAUUGUAGAGAAAGCGACACUUGCGUGAAUGGGCCUGGAGAUUACGAUUGCGUGGGCGAUAAGACUGGGGCAAUAAUGAUAGGAGUAGGUGCAGGUUUUGGCAUCUUAGCCCUAGUAGGUGGAAUCUGGUUUCUGAGAAAGUUUCUUCAGAAGAGAAAGGUGACUCAGAGGAAAAGGAAGUUCUUCAAACGUAACGGGGGACUAUUGUUGCAACAGCAAUUAAAUACAACAGAAGGCAACGUCAAGAAGACAAAAAUAUUCAGCUCGAGAGAGCUUGAAAAAGCCACUGAAAACUUCAGCGAAAACAGGAUACUCGGACAAGGUGGUCAAGGCACCGUGUACAAGGGAAUGCUUGUAGAUGGUCGAACUGUUGCUGUCAAGAAAUCCAAAGUAGUAGAUGAAGACAAACUAGAGGAGUUCAUCAACGAGGUCGUCAUUCUCUCACAGGUCAACCAUAGGCAUGUAGUCAAGCUCUUGGGAUGUUGUCUUGAGACAGAGGUUCCUGUUCUGGUUUAUGAGUUUAUCCCCAAUGGUAACCUUUUCCAACAUAUCCAUGAAGAAUCAGAUGAUUACACAAUGAUCUGGGGCGUGCGUCUACGCAUUGCCGUUGAUAUUGCAGGAGCUCUUUCGUAUUUGCACUCUGCUGCGUGUUCUCCUAUCUACCACAGAGACGUCAAGUCAACGAACAUACUACUAGACGAGAAGUAUCGAGCCAAAGUGUCUGAUUUCGGUACUUCAAGAUCAGUAACCGUGGAUCACACUCACUGGACAACAGUUAUUUCAGGUACAGUCGGAUAUGUGGAUCCAGAGUACUACGGAUCCAGCCAAUAUACCGAUAAGAGUGACGUUUAUAGCUUUGGAGUGGUCCUCGUUGAGCUUAUUACAGGAGAGAAGCCUGUCAUAACACUUCCAGAUUCUCAAGAAAUAAGAGGCUUGGCGGAUCAUUUCAGAGCUGCCAUGAAGGAGAACAAUUUCUUUGAUAUAAUGGAUGCUCGAAUAAAAGAUGCCUGCAAACCGGAACAAGUGAUGGCAGUGGCAAAGCUAGCAAGGAGGUGUUUGAACUCCAAGGGAAAGAAGCGGCCAUAUAUGAGACAAGUGUUUACAGAGUUAGAGAAGAUAUGCUCAUCUCCGGAGGAUUCAUUGGUAGAGAUUGAAAACGGCGAUGGUGAUGAUGAAGAGGAAGAAGGAAUGAAUAUGAUAGAGAUAGCCGAUUCGUGGACCAUUGGUGUUACUGCAGUUACUGCUCCAGCCUCUAGUACUGUCGCUUCUUCAUCCUUGACAGAUGUUGAACCAUUGUUUCCUAGUCCUACAUGGUGA